This is a messenger RNA of Toxorhynchites rutilus septentrionalis, 4289 nucleotides long. RefSeq lists its product as uncharacterized. Gene Ontology annotation, cellular component: cytosol; nucleus; axon. Bases 856 to 2466 code for a protein of 536 amino acids. The record is from RefSeq and is a predicted model, not a curated record. Gene Ontology annotation, molecular function: protein serine/threonine kinase activity. Gene Ontology annotation, biological process: negative regulation of canonical Wnt signaling pathway; signal transduction. The transcript is spliced from 4 exons. Lineage: Eukaryota; Metazoa; Arthropoda; Insecta; Diptera; Culicidae.
ACACACGAAGAAGUGGAAGUUCGAUCAGUGCGCGCUCGUCGUGUCGAAUCCGGACUUCAGAAUCGCGACUUUUUUAUAUAAAUAUUUUUUUUGCUCGUUCGUUAUCGCUCUUCUUUCGAGUUUACUCUUGUUCACAUAUUUUGUGCUUCAUUUUGUUGCUUGUUGUUGAUGAUUUUGUGGGAUUUUAUUUAUGUUGACGACGGGAGAGACGACCGUGUAGCCGAAACAAUUUUUUUUUUAAUGACGAUUCUGCCUGUUGGGUAGUGAGUGCGCGCGAUCUUGGAAAAUUUGAGCUUCUCGUGACCACAGCACCAUCCAAAGAAAAAUCCUUAUCUGCGGCGAAUUUACGCACGCUGCCAGAGGUAAAAACACCAAACUCGGGAAGUGUUUCCCGAAAUCGAAUUUCGACCGAAACAGAAAAACGAGUUUUUGCUUUUCGCGGAGUCGGAACCAAGUUCGGGCAGAUUUUGCGAAGACAACACACCACACCACAUUCGCAACAUUUUCAUUUCACUUCGGCCAAGUUGUACGCCUCGGUGCGCCUGGAAAAAAACGAAGUAUUUAGCAGCUCUAGUGGAGAAGAAACGAACGUCGCGACGCGCGCACACCAGUUGAGUUGUGUGUCUCAACGGAAAGUAAAGUAAAACAAAAGGAAGAAGAAAAGUGUUGCUUCUGUGUAGACAAGCCGCGCGCGGUUUUGGCAGUGUUCGGUUUUCGUGUUGCACAUUCAGCACAGAAGUUAAGCGGAAAAUUCAGUGGGGAAGCAAGUGUUUCGGCUGUAUCAACACGCGGCGACAGCGACAUAGUUUCAUCCCGACGAUCUCCGAUAUUGUGUGCGUGUGUAUGUGUUAAUGCAUGAGAAGAAGUCACCGAGGGAGUUGCAGAUCAGACCCAGUUCACACCACACUUAGACGACGGUCAAAAUUACACCGCUGUCAAAAAUCGGCGCAGGACGAAGGCACAAUGAAGCAGAUAAAUCUGGAGGGAACCCCGCUGACGAUGGCGGCAAUCGUGCGACGUCGCGCCGAGGCAAUCAAACACAACAGUGAGUGUGAGGCGGAUGAUCUACGCCACAAUCAGACGCUUCCACCACUCAGUACGGGUACUAUCGUAGCCUCGGACUCCGGCGUGUUCAUGUCGACCUCGGACAUCGAUAGGACACACAGUGCUAGCACCAGCACCCAGUACCUGAGUGCCGUUGAGGAGUACACGGAGUUACCAGUAGGACAAACCAAAGUGAGUUAUGUAAUCGGAGAAAAGGACGAAGACGACGAGGAUGAUGAAGUCGGAGAAGACGGCGAACAGAACACUACUGCCAAGUCCAAUCGCAAACUGAACAAACGUACUUGCCAGAGUUUGCCGGAUGUGAAUAGCCCCCGGCCGCACACAUUUACCGCUGUUGUAACCACCUGUGAUAGUAGUAGUGAUAUAGAAGUAGUGCCUAGGAAGGAAGAGACUGAACUUGGUCGGUCCACUGACGAUGCCACCAAGCCUUGCGACACGGGAGGAGUUGUGGCGAAGAAAUCGACGACGCUACCGGUGGCUGCUGGUUCAGCCGCCCAGCGUAAAAUCGUAGACCCCAGUCUGCUGCAGGCGUUCUCCAUAGACCCCAAGCUGAUCAACAAGUCGGAUGGGCUAGAGCAUACGCUCUACUACAUCGACGAGAACGGCAGCCCUAAGCUGCGGGAAAAGUUCUCCGUUCAGCGACAGCUGGCGGAAGAGAAGAAACGCCGCAAGCGGGAACGGAGGCUAGAGAAAUACGGUCCCGAUGCAGACGAAGUGACGCCCCAGUGUACCUGUUUCAGCUUUAGCCGACUGUCGAAAAAGUUCCGGGAGAUAUGUAAACGACAGCGCAUAAUUCUGCAGGUUAAAAACGUAACAUUUACUAAUUGCACAUCUCGUUUCCUCCUUCCUACACGACAGGUAUUUCGGGCACGCACCCCGUCGGACGCCAUCGCACUGGUUUCCCGGCUGCUGGAGUACACACCAGGGACUAGGAUCACGCCGAUCCAGGCAUGCGCGCAUCCGUUUUUCAACGAGCUGCGAGAGGGCAACAAGACGCUACCGAGUGGGCGCGAAUUUCCGCCACUGUUCAACUUCACGGAGCAAGAGCUAGCGAUCCAACCGAGCCUGAAUCUGAUCCUUAGGCCCCGCAAUCCAAACGACGCGAAAGCCGGUCAGUCUUCGAGCACGGCGGAUGGCGGCAAUGGAGCCGGAGCCGGAGCCAACAGCACUGGCAGCAACAAUGGUGGUGGUGGCGGUGGUAGCAGCAGCAAUAGUGGCACCGCAGCGGACGGCUCUCAGGUGCAAGGCGGUGGCAGCGGAAGCAGCCAGGGUGGCGUUGCCGGUGCGCCAUCUGUCGGCGGGGCGGAGGAUAUUACGUCGUCACAGUCCGUACCCGUUGGCGUGGACAGCAGUUCCAGUCAAGGGGCUAUAGCGUCAGCAGCUACUUCUACGAUGGGUUAGCUUUAAUUCUUACACAUAAAAAUAUUAUAUUAUAUAUAUUUUUUUAAUUUUUAAAUAUUAAUUUAAUGCGAAGAGGAAAAUUCAACAGAAAAAAAGAGGGAAGAAAAACAAAAGAUGUGAAUAAAAUCGCAAACACCGUGAAAACAAAAAAAGUUAUUACAAUUUACUAGCGAGGUAGACAAAAAAAGGGAAAAAAGCAAGAAAGCAACAUUACUUCUAUAGAUGAAUUUAAUAUUUAAACAGCAAGAAUAACACUAAUAGAGGAAGCCUCGCAGAGGACAAUGCGAGAAUCAAAAACCAAGUAAAUUGAAACCUAAAAAAAUUCAAGUCGAUACAAAUAAGAAUAUUUCAAAACAAUAUUAUUCUUAACUAAAGCAGAGGAAUCCCCUCAAUCGCAUAAACACAUACACACACAAAUGCAAGUUUAGAAAAUCAAAACAAAGAGUCACAAUUCCUGCAAAAAAUUCAAUGAGCAAAAAAGUAGUUUCAAAACUAGCAAGUUAUAGUUAAUGUUUCGGUUUUUGUUCUUCUCUGUUGACUGUUGUGUAAAACAGAGCAGAGAAAAUGCGAAUAUUGUGUCGAAGGAUAAUCGAAAAUCUUCUGUUAAUGAAGAUUUUUGUGGUGUUUAUUAUUACUACCCUAGAGUUUUGUUUAUUUUCGUCUCUUUUCGAUGCCCAAACCAUGCGCGCAUGUAUCGUGCGCCGGGUGAAGUUUUUUUUUUACUUUAAGAAAUUUAAUGUUCAAUCAAGAAGUGUGUAAAUGGGGGCCGCCCUAUCCUUAACGAAAAAUGCGCUCUCGAGUGAACGCCAAUCGCAUUCGCGCGGUACGUCUUUUUUAAUUGAUGACGCAAGGAAAAAAUGCUGUAAAUGUGCAUCGAUUGCUACUCUAGAGGGAAGGCGAGAACGUUUGUAGGUAUACCUUGUGUAGUAGUGUGGGAAAAUUGUUUAUAUUACUAUUAACGAAAAACAUGAGAGGAAAAUUUAAAAAAAAUAGUACACACAUGUACCAUUAUUGAUAGCAACAGUCUUUUUGAGCAUUGUGACACACGUGUAAGACGUACGGAAUUAUGAGAAAGAAAAAAAAACAAACAGCAACAAGAAACAACAACAAAACUUCUCUUAAUGUUUGAAAUUUGAUCGACAGCAAAAAAAAAAGUAACCGUAAUACCGUUGAAGAAAAAAAAAGUGUGGCAAACAAAAUUUUUGAAAAUCACAGCAAUGGUCUCAUAUCCAAAAUAUUGCCUGAGAGUGGGAAUAGUGGAUGCAAAAACACAGACAUAAAUCAUCGUACGAAACGACGAGACCAGCAUAAUUAUAAUAUUCAAACAAUAAAUUAUUUUAAAUAAAUACAGAAUCAAUGAAAAACCUUUUUUGUAGUAUAAAGAAAAAGUAUAUAUAUUAAUGCAUAAGUAAUUUAAAUUUAACUCUUAAAAACAAAAGGGACAGAGAGCGCAGCGGACGAAUCAAUCUAAAGUGAUUGCGCAACAAGAACGUAAAAUCAAUAUAUAGCAUCAGUAGAGAGAACUUGCUGAGCAAACAAACAGAUAAAAAUAUCCAAUGGCUGGAGAAAAUCGUGCGCGAUGAUGUCACAGGAUAAAAUAAACUAGCCGAAAGUUGUAAUUACAGUGAAAACAAAACCGAAAAAAAUACAAACAAAACAAAUAUUGUUGUCGCUCUUUAGCAGUAAAAAACAACCAGAAAUCAUAAAAAAAGUAAAACAAUAUUUCACACAGACACACACACACAUAGUAACUGCUACAAUUUUUAGCUAUUAGAUAUUUUAAUCAGCUAGAAAAAAAGUAAAUAAAGAAAACAAAAUGUUAA